Molecule: messenger RNA, 2060 nt
Organism: Dioscorea cayenensis subsp. rotundata (Guinea yam)
Lineage: Eukaryota; Viridiplantae; Streptophyta; Magnoliopsida; Dioscoreales; Dioscoreaceae
Product: pentatricopeptide repeat-containing protein At1g80550, mitochondrial-like
Exons: 2
Coding region: 14-1357 (447 amino acids)
Molecular function (GO): protein binding
Source: RefSeq, a predicted model, not a curated record
AAGAGCUCUCAAAAUGAAAACCCUAAACCCUAGCGCGCCCUUUCGCUCUCCUCCGAGCUCCAUAGCCGGAGCUCUUCCCCUCCUUAGCAAUGCCCGCCACCACCCUCCCCGUCCCCCAGAUCAAGCGUCGGCGUCGCUGGACUUCGACCAGGACACCGUCCUCGCCACCCUCGCCUCCUACUCCGAUGACUGGCCGCGCGCCGUCGAUUUCUUCCGUUGGGUCUCGUCCCGCUUUAUCCACACUCCGGCCACCCAUUCUCUUCUCAUCUCCAUUCUAGGUAAGCACUUCGAGUUCACUCUCGCAUGGUCUCACAUCAUCUCCAUCAACCCCUCCCCGGAUCGCUCCGUCCUCCGCUCCCAUUUUAACCGCCUCGCCGCCGCACACCUCGUUCAAGACGCGCUUGAUGCUUUCCGGCGCUCUGCUGACUUUGGCCUCUAUGACGCCGCUACCUUCAGCCUCCUCAUUGACGCCCUCUGCGACCAUCGGCACGUCAUUGAAGCGGCUGACCUCUGCAAGAACCCUCCUUUCCCGAUCGAUACUAAGAUCUACAACAUGCUUCUUCGGGGCUGGCUCCGGAUGGGGUGGUGGGGACGUUGCCGCGAGUUCUGGGAGGAGAUGGAUCAAAAGGGAGUCGCCAAGGACCUUCACUCCUACUCCAUCUACAUGGACAUCCUCUCCAAGUCUGGCAAGCCGUGGAAAGCCAUCAAGGUCUAUAAGGAGAUGAGGAGUAGGAACAUUGCUCUCGAUGUUGUCGCUUACAACACUGUUAUCCAGGCAGUAGGGAAGUCAGAUGGUGUUGAUCGAGCGAUAACGCUGUACAAAGAGAUGAUUGAAAGGGGUUGUGAGCCAAAUGUAGUGACUUUCAAUACAAUUAUUAAGCUCUUGUGCGGGGAUGGGAGGAUUAAUGAGGGAUAUGCUUUUUUUGAACAGAUGAGGAAGAAGGGAUGUGAUCCCAAUGUGAUUACAUACCACUGUUUCUUUCGGAACCUUAAUAGGCCUAAGGAGAUCCUCUGGUUGUUUGAUAGGAUGGUUAAUACUGGAUGCCGGCCAAGGAUGGACACUUAUGUGAUGCUGAUGAACAAGUUUGGGAGGUGGGGGUUUCUUAGGCCAGUAUUACUUGUUUGGAAGGCAAUGGAGGAGCAUGGGUGUAGCCCGGAUGCAUUUGCUUAUAAUGCGUUGAUUGAUGCUCUGUUACAGAAGGGGAUGGUUGAUAUAGCGAGGAAGUAUGAUGAGGAGAUGUUGGCCAAGGGAUUAUCUCCAAAACCGCGGAAGGAAUUGGGUACUGGCGGUUUCAGUGCAAGGUCUUCUGCUGAUAUUGUUUCUGAUGAUCAUAAUGCAUUGAGUAAUGUCUUCUAGGGAUGAAAAGUACAAGAUUUUAAGUGACUUAUAAUGUUAUUUGAAUCUUGGAAGUGCUGUGGAGUCAGGACAUGUUGGGGACAUUUGAAAAGAUACAGCCUUUGGGGCUUCAGUCACACUGUUGGCCUUGAGAUUGAUUUAGUUGGGUCUUGGCACUCAAGAUGGGAUUCACAUUCACUUCAAGCUUCCAAUCCUUGCCUCUGGGCUUUAUAAAUAGUAAAUGUGGAAGCACACCUGAGAUGAACAAACAGAGUUUCAUUCCAAUUUUUGAAAGCAGGGAUGCUGACUUUGCACCAGAUUUUGAAUGUGUUAUCUUAAAUUGAGGAUGGGUGAUAUCUGCGUCUGUGCUUCUAUAUUGUAAUAGUAUUGUGCCAUAUUAUGUCAACCAUGCAGCUCGAUCCCCUUAUCUUUCUGCCAUGAAUUGGCACACAUAAAUAGGGAUUCUCAUGGUAUAUUCAGUUCAAAUGUGUUCAAAAUUGCAUAAAAAGUUCCUAAUAGUUGCAUUUGAUACCUGCUGUCUGCUUGUGAGUUAUCUAGCAUUGAUUUUCAUAGAUUGGUUUCAUUUUAGAUAUCUUUUACUUCUGUUACAAUCUGAUUUUCAGCUUCAGUUUGUAGACCUUAGAUCUAAUUUAUUUAUUAAUGGAGCACCAAUGGGAUAAUCAUCUGCCAACAGUUGUGUACACUUCAGGAAGUUCAAUGAUAC